This is a messenger RNA of Hemicordylus capensis (graceful crag lizard), 2412 nucleotides long. It is a transcript of the gene CAPS, whose product is annotated as calcyphosine. Gene Ontology annotation, molecular function: calcium ion binding. The transcript has 5 exons. Gene Ontology annotation, cellular component: vesicle. NCBI's taxonomy places the organism in Eukaryota, Metazoa, Chordata, Lepidosauria, Squamata, Cordylidae. The record is from RefSeq and is a predicted model, not a curated record. Bases 226 to 798 code for a protein of 190 amino acids.
CGUGGCUGGCCAGCCUCCCUGGGGCUCCUGCCAGCUCCCCGGCUGUCCCGCCCUGAGCGCAGGCAGCCUGGCAACCAGCAGGCCAUUGCUAUAGAGACAGAAGGCUCAGCGGCGGUGCUGGUGGGGCCAACAACACAACAGCCGCCCAGCCUGGAAACCGGAGGGAGCAGCAGAGACGCAGCCUGCCCAGAUCGUCUUGGGUGCAGAACGAAAAAGGACCUCAGCAUGGAGACGGGUUCCAGCGCCAUCGCGAAGCUCAGGGCGAAGUGCCUGCAGAGAGGCGCUUCGGGCAUUAAGGGGCUGGCCAGGUUUUUCCGCAUCAUGGACGACGACAAGAGCAAGUCCUUGGACCUGGAGGAAUUCCUGGGGGGCCUGCGGGAUGCUGGGGUCCCUCUGGAGCGGGGCGAAGCCGAGGAGAUUUUCCGCCUCUGUGACAAAAACAAAAGCAGCACCUUAGACUUCGACGAGUUCCUGGAAGCCUUGAGGCCCCCCAUGUCUAAAGCCAGGAAGGAGAUCAUCGGAGCCGCUUUCCAGAAACUGGACCGGACUGGGGACGGGUUGGUGACCGUCGAGGACCUCCGGGGCGUCUACAACUGCCAGUCUCACCCCAAGUUCCGGAGCGGGGAGUGGACGGAGGAGCAGGUGUUCCGCACCUUCCUGGACAGCUUUGACUCCCCUGAGGACAAGGACGGGGAGGUCACGGCUGAGGAGUUCCUGAACUACUACAGUGGAGUCAGCGCCUCCAUCGACAGCGACGAAUACUUCGUGGACAUGGUGAAGAGGGCCUGGAAGCUGUAGGGGUCUAGGUGUGGGGCCAGCUGCCUCCCCCCACCAGCCGCUUGCUCCGAAUGGCAGGAAAGAGGCCAGUAGCAGCAGCGCCUCCCGCUCCGAGGCCCACAGAGGAGGGACCCCCCUCUUCAAAAGCACAUAUGCACCCCCACCCACAACCAAACCCCCUGCAAGCAGGAAAACCAGACGGAGAAGGGGGUAGGGUACUUGCUCAGCCCACUUCUUCCUGGGCUAUUUUUCAGCCUCCAGGAGUUUUGACAAAGGAGGAUAGGACUAAAAAAAUAUCAUCCCCACCCACAGUCUGGAGUGCUAAAGUCUAUUUGUGGGGUGGGCCGUUGAUUUGAUUGAUUGAUUAAUUUGAUUUCUAUACCGCCCUUCCAAAAAUGGCUCAGGGUGGUUUACACAUAGAAAUAAUAAAUAAAUAAGAUGGAUCCCUGUCCCCAAAAGGCUCACAAUCUAAAAAAGAUUGCGGGAUCUAUCCCUCACCCCUUUAAAAUGUGGAGGUUGAAGUAACAGCAAACAGGUACAAAGUGGGGCGGAGGGUGCGAAACACAGAACCCAGAGAGGAUGUUGCUGCUCUCCACUGCAGGGUAGGGAUGUGUGAACCGGUUCGAAUUCGAACCAGGGUGGUUCGAAGGUUCGAAUUCGAACCAAACCAGGGGGUGGUUCGAUUCGAACUGGUUCGGACAUCAAAAAAUUGGUAGGAUGGUAGCUGACACCCAGGGAUACCUGCCACCCAAACCCCAAAGCAAUCGGACCCUCGUACGAUUUUUUAUGAAUCGUAUGAAUUCAAACCGAACCAGGGGGAGGUUCAAGCAAAACCAAAACUGAACCACCCCCUCCUGGUUCGAACCUGGUUCGAAUUUGAACCAAACCGGGCAAACCGGUUUUGUGCACAUCCCUACUGCAGGGAUGGGCAACGUCGGCUCUCCGGCUGUCCAACUACAACUCCCAUCAUCCACAGCCACCCAGGCCUUUGGUUGGGAACCCCACCCACUCCACUGCACUCCAUCAGCCCUGCACUGGGGUGAUUUGCUGACGCAAGUACCAAAGUGACCCCUAAGUGGCGACAGGUCAGAAUCGAAUACCAGCCCGCAGCGCUCCCCCAAAACCCAGCCAAAAGCCAGCCCCCCAGAUAUGGCUCUUCUUCCUUGGAACGCCACGGCUGACAGCUGAUCCACUAGCAGCCAGCCAGCCAGCCAGGGGACGGAGUUGUUUGUGGCUCGCAGUUCUCAAGGAAGAGCUUGUCUCGGCCUUCGGCGCUCUGGGGCAUUCAGUCCCCCUUCUCCAGGUCAGGGAGACAGAGAUUCUCUGCCCGGAAAUUAGGCUAGGGAGCUGGCCGAGAACUGGAGAAGCUGCGGCCACAGAGCUGCGAGACUGGCACUCAUCCCGGUCCCACUCACCCACCCACCCACCCGCUCCACUUUUGCACUCCGCACCCCCUUUUGCUGCAGAGGGGACCCCCUGCUAGUUAAGACUCACAGACUGGGGGGGGGCGGCUUACUCCUGAGUAAGCGAGGCCCAGUUGCUGGUCCUUUCCUAGAGAGUCUGUCAAGCAAUCCCCUCGCUGUUCCUAGACAACACAAAAUAAAGGCGUCAUUGCCACAUACUGUAGGUGCAAAA